Molecule: messenger RNA, 2133 nt
Organism: Candidozyma auris
Lineage: Eukaryota; Fungi; Ascomycota; Pichiomycetes; Serinales; Metschnikowiaceae
Gene: PIN4
Product: Pin4p
Exons: 1
Coding region: 1-2133 (710 amino acids)
Cellular component (GO): nucleus; cytoplasm
Molecular function (GO): mRNA binding
Source: RefSeq, a predicted model, not a curated record
AUGGACUUGAGAAACCUAUCUGGUACACCUAAUCAACUAGAUUCGGUUAUGCAACGCAGACCCUCCCUUUCGUCGUUGUCUUCAACAUCAGGCUACACUUCUUCUAGCUACGCUGGUGGCGCUGCUCCUACUGCUGGGGGCCAAUCAUCGUCAAAUGUUGCUGGCGUGAAUCCAAUGCAGCAAGGCCAGUCUCUGGAAAGUCACACGCCUCAAAUGGCGCUGCUCAAACUUAGUGGCGACGCUACAGGUAACAGAUUGUACUCUGGCGUCCUGAGCAACUCGUCAAGCACAAAUUUGGCCGCCGCUGCAUCGAACAUGCCCACUUCUCAAGUUGCUAGCAACGUGUUCCCUUGGGUCGAGCAACAGAAACAGCAACAGCUGUUGGGAGUGAACAGUUUGGACAACGGCAAGAAAUCUUCUUCCCAAAAGCUGGCGUCUUUGCCCGAGCCAGACGCUUCGUCACCCAAUAUUGCCCCUGCGGUGAGCACCUCAGCAAAUGUCUCGACCUCAAUGGAAGAUGACGACGAUGAGUUGAUCCCAACUGCUAUUGUUAUUAAGAACAUUCCUUUUGCCAUCAAAAAGGAGCAGUUGUUGGACGUGAUGACGAAACUCAACUUGCCCUUGCCUUAUGCAUUCAACUACCAUUUUGACAACGGUGUAUUCCGUGGGUUGGCGUUCGCCAACUUUACUUCCACCGACGAAACAUCGAUGGUGGUAAACCAGUUGAAUGGUCGCGAGAUUGGUGGCAGAAAGUUGCGUGUCGAAUACAAGAAGAUGUUGCCUGCGCAAGAAAGAGAGAGAAUCGAGAGGGAAAAGAGGGAAAAGAGGGGCCAGUUGGAAGAGCAGCAUCGCUCAACAUCCAACGCAUCGUUGGCAUCACUCAUCAGCGCUGCCUCAACCACUGCUGCAACCAAAAACCUUAGCGUGAACGGUGCUCAAUACAACUCCCAGACAGAGCGUUUGUUGAUGCAAUUCCCACAGGCAAACUUGAACAUGCCUCCACCUCCAGUUGAGCUUAACUUCAACGACCCAGAAGUUCUUGAGUUGUAUUCUCAGUUGCUCACAUACAGAGAUGACAAUUCGAAGCUCAUUUUCGAGUUGGCCUUCCCUGCCAACAUCUCAUUGCCUCACCGCAAGAUUCUCUAUCUUUUGUGCUCCUACUUGAACUUAUUGGAGCUUUACGACAAUGGAUUGAUUAUUAUUCGCAGAAAGCCAGGCCAGCAGACUAUUCAGCAACGCCAACAGCAGAGCGCCAGCUUCAACCCUCACCUUCACCAUCAGCAGUCACUGAGCGAAGCUCCAGUCUUGACAACACCUCAACACACUGCACAGUCACAGCAACUGCUGCAAGCUGGACAGCUGGUCAAUGGUGGAGGUGCGACCCCUCAUCAUUCUACCUCGAUGAUGAAUAUCAAUCAAAUGCCUGCGUUGCUUGGGGGAUAUUCGGGUAAUUUACAAACACCAAACCCACAUGCACCUGAAUUGUUGAGAUCGCAGUCCCAAUCUGCUUUGCCGUUAAACAGACUUAGACAGCUGAGCUCUACACCUGUUCAGCAACAGUACACUCAAUACCCAAGUGGAGCAGCGCCCGGCCUUAAGAAUGCAUCGGGAUCGCAAGCUGCCAAUGCCAAGUACCAAUCAUUCUCCGGUUACGGCAGUGGUGGGGCCGGGCAGAACCAGGUGUCUCAACUCAGUACGCCUAGUUCCAGCAGCGCCGCUGCAUUGUUGAGAUCUUCGAACAACAGAUCAUUUGUGGAUGUGAGAAGCACCCCUCCAUUGGCAGCAGGAGGCGGCCCAUCUCAAUCGGACUCUCCUACACCCAAGCACCCUUCUACCCAUGCGACUCACAUGUACCAGGGCCCAGGCGGAGCGCCUAAUUUUUUCAAUCAGGGUGCCCCAAUCAGCCAGCCUGGCACCCCAUUGGGCAAUGCAGACUUGAAUAACCGGUUUGCGCCUUUUGGACAGCGCGCACAUCUCAACGGUAGCUUCAGCUCGUUGCAACCUGGGUCAGCCAACAGCGAGGAGUUCUCGUUGGGCGGCGAAAUGUCGAGCAAGUUGAACGGGUUGAACUUGGGCAGCGGGUACGAGCAAGGCAAAAGCGGCAGCAGUGGAAUCUGGGGCCCCAAGAAGUAG